Misgurnus anguillicaudatus (oriental weatherfish) is the source of this 1533-nucleotide messenger RNA. Lineage: Eukaryota; Metazoa; Chordata; Actinopteri; Cypriniformes; Cobitidae. The record is from RefSeq and is a predicted model, not a curated record.
UACCUAUAUAGACCUUUAACAUCUGUCAUUCAUGAGGAAAUUAUUUAACAAAUAGACAAUACCUGUCCAUAAUACAGCUUUUAGGUCAACUGUCCCAUUACUUCUGACAUCUUUAAAAUGGGGGAGCUACAUAUUAAACAGCUGAAUUCCUAAACCUUUCAUUCAAUUUGGAUGUGAAUACCCUCUACAUAAACCUGAGAAUGUGCACUUUAAGCCAAUAUUCAUUAUAUGACUGUAAACUGAAAUAAGUUUUGGUUAACAGCUAAAAUAACACAAAAUGUCCCUCUGUUCCAAUGCUUAUGGAGGGCACUAUAUAGGCUCAUAUUAAGUAUUGAGACUGUGAAACACAGUUUGUUACACAAAACCUAUCACGUCAGUCUUCAGUAUUCAUUACUGAGACUCAUUGUUCUUGACCCGAGUCCAUCAAGCUCCUGGCUUUCUAUAAAGAAUAGAGAAGCCAUAGCAACAGGCACUAACUGAGUGUAACAGCAGGUCCCAAACAAGCCACUGUACCGCAAGAAUGUGAUUAAAUAAGCAGCUACUGAACUGCUGGGGAAUUUUAUUUAUGGGAGAAAAACCUGCAUGAGUGAAUCAAAGAUGACUACUCAUUACAACUCAAACAGCAUAAGGAGACCAAAUCUAAGAUUGCCAUUCAGUCAACACCGUCAAACUAAUGUGAUGCUUCUUAAAAAUAAUCAAAGAGCUACAAAACACCCACAAGCUUUUCCAAUGCUGGGUGAACUUCCUUCUUUGGCAGGUUUAUUGCUCUACCCGGGAAAGAGAGAAAAGAUGGUAACCACAACAGAAAGUGCGUUUGGACCCAAAACCUGCCCAAUGUUAGAACCAAAGAAGAUUCUUCAGUGCAGUCUAACUUUGGAUGGUGACCAAUGCUUCAUUACAACAAAUAGGGAAGAUUACCCAGCUUACACAUUAGAUGGAACUCCUAUUGUGUGGCAAAAUCAAGCUCCUGUUAGAAAGGAGAUGAGUGUUCAAGAACAAAGAUCUUCUCUUUACCAGCAUGACUUUCCAGCACCAAAGAAAAAGUAUUUUAGGAGAAACCAGAUCGUACCUCAUCCUGACAACCUAGCUAUCAAUACUGCACUGAGGCAAGUAUUAAAAUGAAUGCCUUAAUUUAGUUUUACUGGACAUCUGUAGCUGAACCGUUAUAAUAAAAAUUAUUUUGUGUUCUACAGAGCAGAAUUCAGGACAGUUCAAAGAGAGGCCUACCCAGGAUGGGACGUCAUUGUGCACGCUCGACCAUUCCCUGCCCAAAUUAAAAUAACAGAAUAAUUAAACAAAUAACUUCAAUGUAAGUGCGUUUCAGAAAACACAUGUGAAUUUUUAAAUAUGCCUGCUUUACAUAAUAAGGAUGCAUGUAAUGAUAAUAAAAAAUAUAUUUUGUCUUUGCGUUUCUAAGUUUUAUAAACAUAAAAUAUUGUUUUUUUAACUGGUAAUAUACUUCUGUAAUUUUUUAUUCCAUAAUUAAUAAAAAAACUAAUAAAUAAGAAUGUAUAGCCUCAUUUAUUGGGUCUC